This is a messenger RNA of Chiloscyllium plagiosum (whitespotted bambooshark), 471 nucleotides long. Its product is annotated as histone H2A type 1-like. Gene Ontology annotation, cellular component: nucleosome. Gene Ontology annotation, molecular function: structural constituent of chromatin; DNA binding; protein heterodimerization activity. Lineage: Eukaryota; Metazoa; Chordata; Chondrichthyes; Orectolobiformes; Hemiscylliidae. The record is from RefSeq and is a predicted model, not a curated record.
GUAUAAGAGGCCGCGAUGUGGGCGGAGUGCAGCAUUCUCUCUCAAAGUGUUUGUGAGAUUGUGACUAUGUCUGGAAGGGGAAAGGGCAGUGGGAAAAGUCGCGCCAAGGCGAAGUCUCGAUCGUCCCGGGCUGGCCUGCAGUUCCCGGUGGGCCGUGUUCACAGGCUCCUGAGAAAGGGUAACUAUGCUGAGCGUGUGGGUGCCGGAGCGCCGGUCUAUCUGGCUGCGGUGCUGGAGUAUCUGACGGCUGAAAUCCUGGAGCUGGCCGGCAACGCGGCCCGGGACAACAAGAAGACCCGCAUCAUCCCCAGGCACCUGCAGCUGGCCGUGCGCAACGACGAGGAGCUCAACAAGCUGCUGGGAGGGGUGACCAUCGCUCAGGGCGGGGUGCUGCCUAAUAUCCAGGCCGUGCUGCUGCCCAAGAAAACCGGCUCUGCGGCAGCCGCUAAAAAGUGAAGAGCCCUUUCUUGA